Molecule: messenger RNA, 942 nt
Organism: Apodemus sylvaticus (European woodmouse)
Lineage: Eukaryota; Metazoa; Chordata; Mammalia; Rodentia; Muridae
Product: olfactory receptor 2Z1
Exons: 1
Coding region: 1-942 (313 amino acids)
Biological process (GO): G protein-coupled receptor signaling pathway
Cellular component (GO): membrane
Molecular function (GO): G protein-coupled receptor activity; olfactory receptor activity
Source: RefSeq, a predicted model, not a curated record
AUGAAGCAUGUGAACCAAUCAGAGUUCUCCAACUUUAUUCUGGUGAGUCUCUUCAGCAGAUCAGGUUCACCUGAUCUCCUUUUCUCUUUGGUAGCUGUCAUGUUUAUCAGUGGCCUUCUGGGAAACACCAUUCUACUCUUCUUGAUCAGGUUGGACUCUAGGCUACAUACACCCAUGUACUUCCUGCUCAGUCAGCUUUCCCUCUUAGAUGUUUGUUUCCCACUGAUCACCAUACCAAAGAUGAUAUCAGAUUUCCCUAAGGAAAAAAGUUUUAUCUCCUUUGGAGGUUGUGCAGCACAAAUAUUUUUCCUGACUAUGAUGGGUGUGGCUGAGGGAGUCCUACUGGCCCUCAUGUCUUAUGACCGCUUUGUGGCAGUGUGCCACCCCCUGCAGUACCCUGUUCUCAUGAGACACCAGGUGUGCCUGGUUAUGGUGGCCUCUUCCUGGCUAGCAGGUGUGUUAAAUGCCCUCAUCCAGACUUCUAUAACUCUGAACUUUUCCUACUGUGCCUCUCGAAUUGUAGACCACUUUUUCUGUGAGGUGCCAGCCCUGCUAAAACUUUCCUGUUCAGAUACUUCCACAUAUGAGUUGGCACUGUCUAUCUCUGGGGUGCUGAUCCUCAUGUUCCCCCUUUUACUAAUCAUUGCCUCAUAUGGCCAUGUUUUGAGGGCAGUUCUGCACAUGCACUCACAGGAAGCCCAGAAUAAGGCCUUCACUACCUGCUCUUCACAUGUCACAGUAGUUGGACUCUUUUAUGGUGCAGCAGUGUUCAUGUACAUGGUACCUGGUUCAUACCACAGCCCACACCAAGACAACAUGGUCUCCCUUUUCUACAGCCUUGUUACCCCUACUCUCAACCCUCUUAUCUACAGUUUGAGGAACCGAGAGGUACGCAUUGCUUUGCUAAAAGUUAUCAGCAGAUUCAGACAAAAACAAAAGUGA